Triticum turgidum subsp. durum (durum wheat) is the source of this 537-nucleotide messenger RNA. The record is from the annotation of a GenBank genome assembly. NCBI's taxonomy places the organism in Eukaryota, Viridiplantae, Streptophyta, Magnoliopsida, Poales, Poaceae.
AUGAACCUAGCCUCAAUUCCAUGGGGAUCCGUGAUCCGCGGCAUCCUAGGCCUUGUGCUUCUGUGGCAGGCCACCCGGCUGCUACACUGGUUGUGGUGGUGCCUGCGGCGGUUGGGGCGGGCGCUGCAUGCACAGGGGCUCAGAGGAACUCCGUAUCGCUUCCUCACCGGCGACAUUAUUAAGGCCAACCGACGAAACAGGGGGGCACGGUCAAAGCCCAUGUUGCUGGGUUGCCACGACAUUAGUCCUCAUGUCGCUUCGUUCCUCCAUGACGUCCUACGGAAGCAUGGCAAGAUGUGUGUGUCGUGGCUUGGCCCGACUCCGAAGGUAACCAUUGUAGACCCUAGCCUAGGCAAGGAGGUGAUGUCCAACAAGUUUGGCCAUUUCGAGAAGCUCAGGUUCCCGGCGCUGUCGAUGUUGCUUGCCAAAGGUGUGGCGGACUACGAGGGCGAGAAAUGGGCCAAGCAUAGGAGGAUCCUCAACCCCGCAUUUCAUCUCGAGAAGCUCAAGGUGCGUACGUGUAAUUUUGUCACAUAA